GGAAAAUUUAGCUCCGCAUUUUUGUUCUCAGUUCUCAACCACUAUUUCUUGUGAACGAUUUCUUUCCUCGGCCUUGUUGUCGCAUCCAUUCCCCUCCACUCCCCUCUAUCCUCCAUCUCUCCAGGCAGCCUCACCCGUCAAACUCCAUCAAAAUGGCCGACGACGCUCAGCAUGAACACACCUUCGACUCGGCUGACGCCGGUGCGUCGCUGACCUUCCCCAUGCAAUGCUCUUCCCUCCGGAAGAACGGUUUCGUUGUCAUCAAGAGCCGUCCUUGCAAGAUCGUCGACAUGUCUACCUCCAAGACUGGCAAGCACGGUCACGCCAAGGUCCACUUGGUCGCCAUUGACAUCUUCACUGGCAAGAAGCUGGAGGAGCUUUGCCCUUCCACCCACAACAUGGACGUCCCCAACGUCUCCCGUCGCGAGUACCAGCUCCUCGACAUCUCCGACGAUGACUACCUCUCCCUCAUGACCGAUGACGGUGACACCAAGGAUGAUGUCAAGGUUCCCGACGGAGAGGUUGGCGAGAAGAUCCUCCGUCUCUUCAAGACCGAGGAGAAGGACACCAACGUUGUCAUCCUGACUGCCAUGGGUGAGGAGGCUGCCGUUGAGGCCAAGGAGGCUCCCAAGCAGGGUUAAACGCCUGCCUUUGGCGAUUGACGACCUCGGGAAGUGACCGGAUACUGAACAGUAGCGCUUACGAUCAGUCACGGCAAAGCUCAUGUUGAGGAUACCUCGUCUUGACAUAUUGUGGGCCUGCCACUCAUUUCUCUGAUCCAUGGACUUGAUAGUUUUAUUUGAUAGCACGUGAAAGACGGGCUCGCGCGAAAUCCAAUCUGCGGUUUUCCCAUCUAAUUGGCAUGCGAUAAACAUUCCUAAGCGGGGAGAAACUGGGGUGUCAACGGGUGUAGAGUCUACCUCAAUUGAGACUAUACG
Diaporthe batatas is the source of this 938-nucleotide messenger RNA. RefSeq lists its product as uncharacterized. The transcript is spliced from 4 exons. The record is from RefSeq and is a predicted model, not a curated record. Gene Ontology annotation, biological process: positive regulation of translational termination; positive regulation of translational elongation. Gene Ontology annotation, molecular function: RNA binding; translation elongation factor activity; ribosome binding. NCBI's taxonomy places the organism in Eukaryota, Fungi, Ascomycota, Sordariomycetes, Diaporthales, Diaporthaceae. The coding region runs from base 153 to 641 and encodes 162 amino acids.